This is a messenger RNA of Ostreococcus tauri, 4293 nucleotides long. RefSeq names its product Nucleoporin, Nup133/Nup155-like, C-terminal. Gene Ontology annotation, cellular component: nuclear pore inner ring; nuclear pore. The coding region runs from base 1 to 4293 and encodes 1430 amino acids. The transcript is spliced from 4 exons. The record is from RefSeq and is a predicted model, not a curated record. Gene Ontology annotation, molecular function: structural constituent of nuclear pore. NCBI's taxonomy places the organism in Eukaryota, Viridiplantae, Chlorophyta, Mamiellophyceae, Mamiellales, Bathycoccaceae. Gene Ontology annotation, biological process: transcription-dependent tethering of RNA polymerase II gene DNA at nuclear periphery; protein localization to nuclear inner membrane; RNA export from nucleus.
AUGAGCGACGUCGCGCGACGGCUCGAUGGAUUCGACGUCGUCGGAGACGCGGGAGAGGCGCUGGAAGACGCGGCGAAGACGGUGAGUAAGCUCGCGUCGGAUGCCGAGCAGGCGGACCUGGUGGAACUCCUGAGAGAGGCGCCGAGGGAGGCGUACUCGUUCCAGAACACCGGUUGGCCGACAGAUGUGGUGGGGUUGAAGACGGAAGAGCUCCCGGGGGUGGUGCUGGAGCGGUACAACACGAGACAGUCGGUGUGCUUUUGCGGCGUGCUGCCAGAAAUUUCGCGCGCGUGGGCCUCGGUGGACAACACUUUAUUUCUUUGGCGGUUGGACGUCGUGGACGAUGUGCCGGUGGAAUACAGCGGAGAGGAACAGGCGAUCGUGGCGGUCGGACUGGUGAAGCCGAGGAGUGGGGUGUUCUUAGAGGCGAUUUCGUACGUGCUGGUGGUGGCGACGACGGUGGAGCUCGUCAUGGUGGGUCUCUGUUUAGAGGAUGUCGGUCGAGAGUUGACGCUGCAUCCACUGCAAUACUCGUGCCCGACCGAUGCGACGAUCAUGAAUGACAUCGCAUCGACUCCUGAUGGACGCAUCUUUCUCGCUGGAGCGGACGAGGCGCUGUACGAGCUCGUGUACGCGCAGAGCGAUACGUGGCACAGCAAGAGAUGCAAAAAGGUGAGACACAGUCAAAACUUGUCCUCGCUUCUGCCGUCGGUGUUGCGGUUGAAGGGUUCGGAUGCGUUGAGGCAGGUUAUAGUAGACGACAAACGCGGGAUAUUGUACACGCGAAGCGAGCAGGGCGUGGUGGUGGUGUACGACGUCGGAGCGAGCGCGAAAGACGCACCACGAAAGGUCGUCGAAGUCAAAAGCAUCGCACAGCUCGCCGCGCAGGCUCGUGGCCAGGGCUCUAUGUUUGCGUCCGCGACGUCAUCGGUGAAGAGAGGGGCAAAAUUGGUUCACAUCGCCAUCGUACAACCGGAAGAAUCGACAGUGGUGACCUUGGUGGCGAUUUGCGCCGACGGUAGACGUAUUUAUCUCACCGCUCUUCCACCCGCUCGAGGUUAUUCCUACGGUGUGGCCUCGGGCACAGGUGUCUCGCGUCAAGGGCCGUCUCGACUGUCCGUCGUGGAGCAGCGCGACCCGCCGCCGCAAGGUGGGAACCAACGAGGCAUGACGACUGCGCAAGCUCUCCUGAACACGACGUCGAGAGCAUUGGAGAUCGAGGCUGGCUUUUACAGCAGCGGUGUCUUGCUGCUCUCUGAUGCGACACCGAACGAUUCGGAUGCUCGAUUGAUUUUGUCCAACAGAGACCUCGCGCUGCCACCACAUUUGCAGCUUCCACCGCCGACGCCACCGCCGAGCUCUGGAAGCGGCACUCGAGGCCUGCGUGAAGUCGUUACGUUGCAGCGGCUCGAUGGACGGUGUGCGUCCAGUCUCGGUUCACUUGGUGAAAUACCGAUGCCUAAGAGCGUCAGGGAGGCAUUAGAUCCCCCGUACCCGACCGGUACGCUCCCGGAAGCGCGAGUCAAGUCGGUGGGUCUGCUCUCGGAGCUCGUCACGCAGUACAUGUGUCCGAGGCGAACCUUUGUGCUGAUGACCAACACCGGCAUCGUACGUUUCGAGAAGGCACGACCGAUUGACACCCUUCGAAGUGUGCUCGAAAAGAAUAUUCCAGAGCAAAUAGAGGAGUUCUUCAAAAGCUAUGGCCCGAUCGAAGCUGCAGCAAUGUGCGUCGCGCUCUCUGUUUCUGGAAAUGAAUCGAAUGCCGUUAUUCUCGCUGCAAAACGCGCUUUCGAUGACCCUCGGCUCACAGGUGAACCGAACAUAGCGCAAGAUAGUUAUACGGCGAAUCAAGAAAACAAUGGUGGGUCGUUCAACAUGGGACGUGCGAUCGUGCAGCCCGUGCUGACUUUUUCCUCGGCGCAACGCGGUAUGUACUUGUUCACAGCUCGUAUCAUGUCUAGCACGUGGGAACGCGCAAUCAUCGUUCCUGUGCGCGCGCCUGUCCAAACGACCUCGAACGGGGGCUCGAGACCGUUGUCACCGGCGAUGAAGAUAGCGAACAAGGCGUUAGGUGCGGUGCAAGCUGCCGCUCGGUACAUGAGCGAGGAACCCGCGCUGCGUUGCUCGAUGGACAUUACUCUUCUGAAAAACUUGCACGAGCGAUUGAUCCCGUUGGUUGCGUUCUUGAAGCAACGUCGCCCGCGCAUUAGUAGCGGUGCGAACCUGUCCGCAAACAAGCGAAGACGAGUUCGUUCGAAUGGGACUGAGUUGACGGCGCUUCAGGAGGAGGAGCGCAGUCUCGCCGCUCUUUCCGCUUUGGUUAGCCGGACGGCCCAGGCUUUGUCCUUCAUUAGCAUAAUCGUCGCCGAUGAACGAUUUUCUCGAGUCGCGGACACGCUGCCAUCGGCAGUUCGCAAGGAGCUGUCACAGCUCUCUUUGAAGAAGUUGGUUUCCACGACGCAAGGUGCCCGUUUGGCGGGAGCGCUGAUCGAGGCCAUGAUGUCUCACAUCAUGGCUCACGCUCGACAUAGCGCGGAAGAGCUCGCGACAGAAUUGCAGAAGGGAUGUCCAGACUUUUUCGGUGCCGAUUCGAGGACUUUUUACCACGCGCGAGAUUUACUGCAGUUGGCGCGCGAUGCGCGCGCAAGAAAGGAAAACGCUUUGCGGGAUCAAUAUGUGAACGAUGCCAUUGCGCUAUUCAUGAAAGUGCCUACAGCUGGAGAUUUGUCGAGUGUGUGCGCUGAGCUCGUUGACCUUCGAGCGUUUCACGGUGUGACCGCCGUUCCUCUCGCCGCCGCAGCGGCUCUGGAAGCGCGGGCUGAAGAAAUUCGUUACGCGUCUGCGGCGCAACCAAAUGUGGACAUGGUGGAUCUCCAAUCGUGCUUCGAGGUGACUUGCACGACGAUUCGCGGUCUCGCUACCGGUCGGGCCGAUUCAGAUGCCGAACCCGGUUCGCUGAGCCGCGUGGCUGCCGAGCUUCCGGAGGAUAUUCGUGAACGAGGUCUCGUGAAGAUUCUUGAGCAGCUUCAACACGUCUCCGGUGCUGAUUCCCAAGACUUUAUGCACCGCGUCUUCGCCGAGUUGAUUUCGGUCAAGCGAGACGGUAUGCUCUUGUCGUUACCGGCCGCUAUUUUGGAGCCAUAUCUCGCCAGCAAGAGCGCUUUGACUGCCGCGCAGCAAGGCGGCGCGCUCACGCCAGGCGAGGCGAGAAACCUCGACCUCCUGGCUCGACUGUAUGCGGCUCGCUCGCUCUUCGGAUUGGCUGCACAAGUGGAUUGUUCAUUAGCCGAGCGACGAUGCGCAAACGACGAGACGUUUACGCUGGAUCAUCGCAUGGCUCUGUAUGAGCGCGCGCUCUCGCACGCGAGAAAGUCAGUUGAUGGGGGCAUCACAAACGGCUUGGACGCUUCGUUCUGCGAAAACGUUGAUAGCAAAAUCAAGCUUCUUGACAUGCAGCGUCGCAUCUUAGGUGUUUGCGUCGAGCGUUCGCGUCAAGCGCGAGAGGCAGGAUCGUCGAACGCUCCGGAAGAAACGUUCGUGUACGAGCUCGAGCGUGAGUUGAAGCAGCUGAGCGACUUGUACAACGAUUUCGCCAAGCCGUGCGAGCUGUGGGACAUAUGCUUGGAGAUGUUGCACUUCUCACAGUAUCACGAUCCCGACGGUGAGAUCGCGUGUGAUUUGUGGGACAAGCUUCUCUUGAAGGCAGCCGCUCGCGCUCCUAGCGCGUCGACGUGCGUUCGAGAAGCUUGCCUCGCCGUGCGCGAGCUGGGCGUGAAGCUCUUCCCCUCGGAUGUCGCUUUCCCCGUCGUUCACGUCGCGUUGCGUUUAGAGCUCAUGGCUGCGGGACUAUGGGGUGUCCCGGACGUUGCCGUCGAGGCACAAUCGGAAGAUGAUUACGACUCGAGUGAGGUAUCCGAUGCACUCGUAGUUGCGUGCAAAGGGCUCGCUGAGCCCGUGCAGCGCGCGUACGAUAAAUUGCUCGCGACGCCGGCACAGCGUAUGCACGAUAAGCGUCUCUCGCGCGUGGACGCACUUCAAACCCCGCGUAUGCGUGUGCGUUUGCUCCGGUCCGUGUACUUCGUGUUACAGUUAUGGGAUCAGUCCCUUGUGCCGAAAUCUACGGCGUACGGAGCGUACGCCACCGGAGGACACGUGCGCGCGGCUAUCGGCGACUUGUGCGUAAGCUACGCCUCGGAGAGUCGACGCAUGCAGUGUCCGAACGAGCACAUCCGAGCGAGCGCGGAGGAACUCGCUGCGGCGUUUGACACGUUCGGACGACGACUUCUCGCCUAG